AUACCUUUUGUAUGAACAAAAAGGCACACAUGCCGAGAUACAGCAUUGUACUGGUUGUAGUUUAACAACUUUGAUUAGGUUGUUUAAUCGAGUUUUUUUCUUCAACACGAUCGGGUGGUUCCGGCUUGGAAUUAUGUACCCAAGUCAAGUGAAUAAAAACAACUAAAUUAACCGGCUGUCGAAUCACCCCUUGUUGAAAUAUUUUUAUCUAUCGAUUUUCUAUUGUAUCUUAUCUUAUCUGUGAUAGCUGGCUUAUUUUUUCUGUGGUAGAUCCCCCUUUUCCGUACUUUUUCUAUUUGCACUGCAGAUAAAAGUUGCAAAUUAUUAUUUUAUUAUCGAGUGAAAAUUUAAGUGAAUAUCUAUAUUUUUUUCAAUCAUGUUUUGGAAAAAAUCCAAGGACAAAGACAAAUCGAAAAACACUACAACUACUAUCUAUCGAACUGAUGGUGGUUUUCAAACGUCUUCGGGAAGUGCAAUAACUUCUUUCGAAUCGAAAUAUAAAUCUACGGCGAAUUCGUCAUCGACCAAGACGAAAAUAACAAUUUCUUCGUCACAAACAAUUUCACAGAAACAAGAGUUUUCUUCGCAAAUAACUCGAACUUUGCGAGAACUUGAACCUAAAUCAGGCGGUAGUGCACUUUCUCUUAUGGAUUCGUCGUCAAAGUGGGGGGCGGGAGCUGGAGCUGUAUCAAAACAAAAAGCAAUUCUACCACCUCGACAGAAGACAGAACCAUCUAUUGUUCGACGAAUAGAUGCGACACCGUUUAGUUCAAAAUAUGAGUCACCUUAUCGAAAUGCUAACUUACCCACUUUAAGAACACCAUUAUUGCCUGCUGGAUCGUCGAGCAGUGUCACAACUGUCACAACAACUUAUCAGUCUCCAUAUAGGGCAACAAGUGUUACAUCGUCGAUGAGAGAGAAAAAGACUUCUUCUUCUUCGUCACCAUUUGGUCCAGCUAAAAGUAUUAAUACAACUUCGAAAGGACUUUUUUCAUCGUCUCCAAAAACAAAAACCACAUCGACAAUAUGGAAUCCAAUGUCAUCAAUUGAAAAUGCCAAACCUACUUCGAAUCCAACUUGGAAUAAGGUUAGCAUAUUGACACCGAAAUCGUCAAAUACAUCAUCAUCGCCGGGACCAAUGACAUUCACGGCGAAACCGACAUCUUCAUAUCCUGUGUCAUUUACUAGUAACCCUCAACCACAGCCGAGUACCUCUUUGUUGAAAACUUCAGUACUGCCAUCACUAACCCAGACUACCUCAGCGCCAUCUGUGGUGAAAAAGAAACAAUCACCUGGAGUAGUUCAUAUAUUCCAUAAUGAUAAAUUUGACAGUCCGGAUAAGGAAUUUCGUAUUGGAAGCAUUGAAGAUGUUCGACUUUUGAAGAAAACCUUUCAGGCCUUCAAAAUGCAGGUGAAUCUUUAUGAAAAUCUAACAGUGAAGCAGGUGGAAGAUAAAGUUCGAAAAAUUGAACUCAAGGACUAUGCAAAUGCUUCUUGUAUUGUUGUUGUAAUACUCACCCAUGGUACACGAUAUGAGACUGUUGCUGCCAAAGAUGGCAGCUAUUCAAUAGAUGACACAGUUCUAUUUCCUAUUUUAAGAAAUCGUUCACUUCGAUCAAAGCCAAAGCUUCUAUUCAUACAAGCUUGCAAGGGUUCAAUGGAGCCCGGAAAAUUCCACAAAGAUGCUAUACAACCAAAUGGUACUCCAGAUGAAAUAUUAAAAUGCUAUAGUACAUUUGAAGGAUAUGUUGCCUAUCGAACUGAAAAGGGUUCACUUUUUAUUCAAUCGCUUUGUGAACUAUUGCAGACGCAUGGAAAAACGAAAAACAUCAAGGACAUUAUGGACAUGGUGAUAAGAAAUGUUAAAAUUAAAUCGGGGAGUGUUCAGAUACCGUCAUAUGAAACAACCUUAACAGAACCGUAUGUUUUUGGAGACUUUAUAUGAAAAGCUAUGAUUAAAAAAUUUAUAAAAAGCAGUUCCUGUGAUUAAGAAGAAAAAAAAAAUAUAAUAAAGAUCUAAUAAAAUAAAUUGUACUAUUUUGAUUAAACAAAAUU
Episyrphus balteatus (marmalade hoverfly) is the source of this 2055-nucleotide messenger RNA. RefSeq names its product caspase-like. Gene Ontology annotation, cellular component: cytoplasm. Gene Ontology annotation, biological process: proteolysis; apoptotic process. The coding region runs from base 377 to 1945 and encodes 522 amino acids. The record is from RefSeq and is a predicted model, not a curated record. The transcript has 4 exons. NCBI's taxonomy places the organism in Eukaryota, Metazoa, Arthropoda, Insecta, Diptera, Syrphidae.